This is a messenger RNA of Sphaerulina musiva SO2202, 1355 nucleotides long. RefSeq lists its product as uncharacterized. NCBI's taxonomy places the organism in Eukaryota, Fungi, Ascomycota, Dothideomycetes, Mycosphaerellales, Mycosphaerellaceae. The transcript has 3 exons. The record is from RefSeq and is a predicted model, not a curated record. Bases 26 to 841 code for a protein of 271 amino acids.
GAUAACUUCGACGCAGGACGGCGCCAUGGCAGACGAACGGCACCACCAGCUUCAACAACAGCAACAGCUUCACGGGUCCUGCAGUUGCGAGCGCUUCCGAUAUGUCAUCAAUGUCCGUCCAGAGAGCAGCAACCUCGCCCGCGUCUUCUUCGACAACUCCUCCGCCAGCAGAAGAGCGCAAGCCGCUCCUCUCGCCGCCUGGCUUCGCAUUCCGUUCGAUUGGUACCACUCCACCACCUACGCCUACUAUGACAACGAGAGCCACAGCUCUAUUAAGAAGACAUACCACACUCCAUCACCGCCGCACUCUCUCCUCCCCCCAACGCGAAGGCAGUUUUGCGGCUACUGUGGAACCACGCUUACCGCAUGGAACGAAGGCACGCAUGCUAGCGGCCAUGGAAGCACCAGUUCAGACUACCUGGACGUCACGCUUGGCUCGCUCCUAGACGAGAGUCUUGAUCAGUUAGAGGCGCUCAGAAUCUUGCCUGCUGAUGUGGAUUCUGACGAGUCGGAGGGGGAGUUGCAAGGAACUGCUGCAGGUAUGAGAGACACCAGCCUUGAGGAACUGCCAUCAGCAUGCGCGUCAGUGCCACGGACAUUAUCGCAAGCUGGCGAGUCACACUCGAUUCACCGUAUGAGUGAUCGAGGCAUGCCGUUUUUCGAAGAACUCAUCGAGAAUAGCCGUCUCGGACGCAUUAGAAGGCAACGCGGUGGUCAGACUGCACGCGAUGGCUCUUCGACUAUUCAGUGGGAGGUCAUUGAAACCAUCAUUGGAAGUGACGAAAGUCCAACAAGCACAGGACACGCUUCAUCUCCGAACAAGCGCCAAAGAGUGGACUAGUAGCGAUGACCGGAGCUUGCGCGGGAGGCUCUUGCCUUUCAUCGAGCAGGACGCUCGCUUUCGAAGCUUUACUAAAGCACACAACUGUAGCGAGCUCUGUCUGAGACUCUUACAAGCAUCAUCGCGUGUUAUGCCAGUGGUAUGGCGUGGCGUGGUAUGGCCUGACGUAGGUGUGAGACUCUGGCCCGUGGGCAUCGCUUUAAUCCAGAUAGAACAGGAAUUCCAGUGUGUUUGACUUAGAAGCCUAGAUUGCACGCUGGUUCUUGUUGAUGCCAUGUCUUCCCGAGGCUCCGCGAAAAUGGUUGCUACCGCUGCACACGGUCUUAUUCCUCCGCUGCAUAAGGUACAUGUACUUCGUAGAAAUGCUAAAAGUGAUGCAACGCAUUACAAUGUUGAGAUGCUAAUCUCGCUAGGCCCCGUUCUGGGAUGCCGUCUAAUUGACAGUCUCGGAGUAGUGUAAGCAUUGAGAGACCGGCAAAGACCUCUUUUCCUUGGCCGUCUUAAUGGUGUAAGA